GACCCUCUCUCUCUCUCUCUCAUUCUUGAAUCUCUUAAACCGCUAGCAGAUCGAUCGUUGAAUCUCACGGCCACACAUUCAACGGAAGAAGAAAGGUCGUGAAAACAAGGAUGCGGCCUCCGAGAUCUCUGAAGGAAGAAUUCCUCAAGAAAUGGCAAAUGGGUCUUGAGCUAUGGCGUUCUUCGGGAAGGAACACGGCUGUGGCGGAUCGGAGGAAGGCGAUAAAGGUCACAGCGGACAUUGCCAUGGCUUCCCUCCGAAAGGGUACGACUUGUUGGAGCCGAGCCCUAAUAGCAAAAACAGCUAAUUCCAACAAUUAUCUGGUGCGUAGGAUUCUUAGCAGCAUUCAAGCCGAGGGACUAAUCAACAAGAAGCUACCGAAUAAGACGGUGUGUCACAAGAAGAUCUUGAGAAGGAGCAAGAAAGCGACGAAGAGAUCAUCAUCGUCACCAUCAUCAUCAUCAUCGUUACGAAGAAGAGGCAACGCGGCAUCGAAGAUAGCGAAGGGGCUGGUGAAGAGGAAAACACAAGGGUUGAGGAAUCUAAUCCCAGGAGGAGAGUUAAUGAACAAUGAGAUCUUGUUAGUUCGAGAAACCCUAGAUUACAUCACGUCGCUUCAGACGCAAGUAGACGUUAUGAGAAGUCUUGUCGAUGCUACGGAGGCUGAAAUGAGUUGUAAAUGAGAUUAAAUGUUUUUACAUAAGAAAAAAUAAUAAUUUCCGGUUCUUUUA
This is a messenger RNA of Tarenaya hassleriana, 731 nucleotides long. RefSeq lists its product as uncharacterized. The record is from RefSeq and is a predicted model, not a curated record. The transcript has 2 exons. Gene Ontology annotation, biological process: regulation of DNA-templated transcription. The coding region runs from base 111 to 683 and encodes 190 amino acids. NCBI's taxonomy places the organism in Eukaryota, Viridiplantae, Streptophyta, Magnoliopsida, Brassicales, Cleomaceae.